This is a messenger RNA of Anneissia japonica, 1743 nucleotides long. Its product is annotated as kin of IRRE-like protein 1. The transcript has a single exon. Lineage: Eukaryota; Metazoa; Echinodermata; Crinoidea; Comatulida; Comatulidae. The record is from RefSeq and is a predicted model, not a curated record. The coding region runs from base 363 to 1715 and encodes 450 amino acids.
UGUGUGUGUGUGCGGGGUGUGUGUGUGUGUAUAUUUCAUAUAUAUCUUUCAUCGUAUACAACGCAUAUGAUUGGCUAAAAUAUCGAAUGGAUACUAAUUUGGUAAGUUUAUCAAUUUCUCAAUAUAUUUAACAUUUGUUAUCAAAAGCUUUACAAACCGGUAAACACAACUUUGAUUUGAUAUUGCCUUUUUAUGUUUAAAAACAAACCUGUAUUGGCUGCGUCUAUAAAACCGCAUGCCACUUUGAUUCUGCAGAUAUAUUGGUGAUUGAAGACAAAAUGAAUAAUAUGCGAUAGAAUAGUUCGAUGUAUGAUUUCCACGGUAUAGAUAUUUGAAUUUGUUUUAUAUAAUAAUACACAAAAAUGGGAUUUCCUAAUAUAUUGACGUUGUUUUUAGCAAAUUUGUAUAUAAUAAGUGGUUUAUCCAUUCAGGAGAAUAGCAAUCGUGUUGAAGCUAUCGAAGGCGAAAGAGCCAAACUGUCGUGCCUUGUUCAAGACAUACAAUAUACUCAUAGUAUAUCUUGGUGGAAAGACAAUAUUAAAGUCAGCAGUGAUGAGAUUAUUCUGAUAGAAGAUGACAGAUAUAUCAGCUUAUUCUUAGAAAACUCAUAUGCAUUGAUCAUUACCAGUACGGAAAAUAUAGACAGUGGAGACUAUCAGUGCAAAAUCUAUGAUAAAACUACUGAGAACCUGCUGUUAUCAUCCGGUAAUAUUUAUCUUUCAAUCCUACAAGUACCUAAUAUAAAAUAUCCUGAAUGUUCUACUAUUCAACAAGAAAACCUUAGAGCUGGAUAUGAAGUAAUUUUGAUGUGCAUCAGUGAGGUAAUUAAUCCACCAGUUGUGCUAUCGUGGUUUAAAAAUGGAAUUCCUGUCAACACACAAGAUGUAACCACAAAAAAGUUGAAUGGUUUAGUUCAUACUAGUUACACAUUCAUUGCAUCUAAACAAGAUAAUACUGCAUCAUUUGAGUGCCAACAGUCUUCACAGCUACGUCCAAAUAAUUACUCUAAUUGUGUUAUAACCACACUGGAUGUAAAAUACAAACCGUCGAUCUCCAUCCAACACACACGUGAUAUACUCGCCGGGAGUGACUCCAUUUUGUUUUGUCAAUCCAAUUCAAAUCCCCCAGUGACUGACUACAGAUGGACAUUUGAGCCAGAGCUUCAAUGGUCUGAGUACGAAAUUGACGGGCAGGUACUAAGACUUCUAAAGGUUUCUCUAUCUCGAAAUGCUACAAUCAUAAAAUGUUUAGUUAAAAAUGAGGUUGGUGAAGCAGUCGAUACAACAAUUAUUUUUGUAUCAAAUGAGAAAAUGUUUACCAAGGGGAAUUUAGAAGGUGACAGAAAACAAGACGGCAAUAAUUUAAUUUCCGAUGAAACAAAUUCUACCACACUAUCUAUAACCACUGUUAUCAUUGUUGUAGUAAUACUUGGAGCUAUUCUUGUUAUUUUGAUAAUAAUACCUGUGUAUUACCAUUGUAUCUGUAAACAAAAUAUACCAGUUGAUGCAUCUGGUAGGGAAAUACACCAGCCUUCUGUGUACUAUGACACUAGAGAUUAUGUCUCAAGCGGUCUCUACGACCGAUCAUUACCUCGUUUACCGAACACUGGACAUUAUGGCCACUGGAGACACUCAUUUGCCUCUCAGGUUCCUGAAGAUCUUGAUCAACAAGGGUAUAUGUUCAUAGAGGAACGGAACGGACAGAAUACCUUAUAGGGUACAGAGGCAUGACAGUAUAUAUCUA